Messenger RNA from Galeopterus variegatus (Sunda flying lemur), 1597 nucleotides. Its product is annotated as leucine-rich repeat-containing protein 7-like. Gene Ontology annotation, biological process: neurotransmitter receptor transport, endosome to postsynaptic membrane; neurotransmitter receptor transport postsynaptic membrane to endosome. The annotation marks the transcript as partial. The record is from RefSeq and is a predicted model, not a curated record. Gene Ontology annotation, cellular component: adherens junction; postsynaptic density; postsynaptic membrane. Gene Ontology annotation, molecular function: protein binding. NCBI's taxonomy places the organism in Eukaryota, Metazoa, Chordata, Mammalia, Dermoptera, Cynocephalidae. The transcript has 5 exons.
CAAUUGUUCAACUGUCAAGCUCUACGAAAACUAAGUAUUCCUGAUAAUGACCUUUCAAAUCUGCCAACCACUAUUGCUAGUUUAGUUAACCUUAAAGAACUCGACAUCAGCAAAAAUGGUGUACAAGAAUUUCCAGAGAACAUAAAGUGCUGUAAGUGUUUAACAAUUAUUGAAGCCAGUGUCAAUCCCAUUUCUAAACUCCCUGAUGGUUUCACACAGCUUCUAAAUCUGACCCAGCUGUACCUGAACGACGCCUUUCUUGAAUUUCUCCCAGCCAAUUUUGGAAGACUUGUUAAAUUGCGGAUCUUGGAGCUAAGAGAAAAUCACUUGAAAACUCUACCAAACAUCUGAAGAUCCAGAGUGUGCCCCUUGCUCAAUCGCCUGAGACUAUACAGUGACACCUACAAGAGAGGAUGUGGAGGCAGCAGCUUUUCGGGCACCAGAAAUGGCAGCGUCAGGAGCAUCAGCACGAAUAGACUUUGUAGAGGUAGUUCUCGCAAACUAUAUUAUGAAACCAAACAUUUUUGGUGUGCUACCUGAUGAUGGGGGCUGCCUUCCUACUGCCUAGAGUAUACAAAAUGUUUGGUCUGUGUUAAAGUUUAAGAAUGACAUUUCUGAUCAAUAUAGAGACCUAUUUUUCCCCAAGUGUGUUCAGUUGCCAUGACAUUCAAUGAAUAUGAAAUUUUAUCAGUCUCAGAAAAAUAUUAAUACCCAUAUUUUUAUCAAAUUUAUUUUACUAUUUUUUAUAUUAAAGCUGCUGUUGCAUAUAAUUUUUGUAUAAGUAUUUUUUAAAUAGAUCAAAAUAAGCUAUCUUUUAAAAGUCAUUGUAAUGGAGUAAAUAAGAGAAUCUUUCUAAUCGGUUAAAUUCUUCAGAGACUGAAAAUUAUUGCCCAGUUUUUCAAUCAAACUCCCUGAUGAUGUACCAUUGUGAACUUAUUUUGCAAAGUGAAAGAUUAUUCCCAGAAGGCUCCAAGUCAAAAUAUGAAAUGCUGGUGACUGAUUGGUUUAUGUAUCUUCUCAUCUUAUGUAAUUUAAUGUGAAACAGUGAUUUUGUAGCUACAAAACACAUUUGUUAAUUAACCACACUGGUUCUAUUUGUACAGUUCAAUGGUUUGUAGCAUUUCAAUUUGUAUGUAAAAUGAGUCUCUGUAAUGAUGCUUUUGCAAAAUAAGUGACAAUCAACAUAAUGGGUGCAUUUACUUUUAACAUUUUAUACACAUGACUUAGAAGUAGAAUAUAUUUUGUAUUGAAAUUUUGAAAAGCUUGAAAUUCAACAUACAGAAUUCAUCAUCUUGUUGAUGCCUAAUGCAGUAAAGCAUAUUCAUCCAUCACCCCAUCUUAACUUCUAAUUGGCAAAAUACAGGGCAAAAUACAAAAAAAAAUUAUAACAGUUUUAUUAGAGCUAUUGUUUUUUGAAGAUUCUUUUUAUAAAACAGAUAAUGAGCAGGAUACAUUGAGCUUAUAGCUUUUCCUAUUUUUUUUUAUUUAUUUGUUUCUAUUUUACUACGGUAAUAACAAACUGACAUUUAUGCAAAACCUAUGCUAUGGAGCCAAAGUAUACUUUUCUGAAUAUUUCUGUUUUGUUUUAUGCAUUUUG